AUAUGGCGGCCUCCUCUAGCAAGUCGAAAUCUGUGUUCGUGACUGUAGGAACAACAUGUUUUGACAGGUUAAUAAUGACUGUCAUUACUCCAGAUUUCUGCAAGGUUCUACAUUCAAUCGGCUAUGACAAAGUUGUUCUGCAGGCGGGAAGGGGAAUAUUUGAUUCUGAUGUCAAGAUGGUUGAGGGACUACAGCUGGAAUAUUACAGGUUCAAGAACUCAAUAGCUGACGACAUAGGCAGUGCAGAUCUUGUGAUUAGUCAUGCUGGUGCUGGCACUGUGCUUGAGACGCUUGAUGCUGGGAAGCCUCUCAUAGUUGUUAUAAACGAGGAGUUAAUGGGAAAUCACCAGCUAGAGCUUGCUGAGCAGCUUUACACAAAUGGACAUCUCUUUUACGCAACUUGCAGUACUUUGGUUACAACCCUGCAAUCUAUGAAUAUGGAGAAUCUGAAGCCAUUUCCUAGAGGAGAACCCUCAAAGUUUGCAACAUUUCUAGACAAGCUGUUGGGUUUCUCUUGACGAACAAGCUAUCAUCUAUGUGUAUUAAAUUACAUUAUAUCACUUGUAAAUAUUUGCUGUGCAAGUUUCCAGUAUAAUUAUUUUGUAAAUAAAUAUUUAUUAAUAACCUA
Messenger RNA from Priapulus caudatus, 628 nucleotides. Its product is annotated as UDP-N-acetylglucosamine transferase subunit ALG13 homolog. The transcript has 4 exons. Gene Ontology annotation, molecular function: hexosyltransferase activity. Bases 3 to 518 code for a protein of 171 amino acids. The record is from RefSeq and is a predicted model, not a curated record. Gene Ontology annotation, biological process: dolichol-linked oligosaccharide biosynthetic process. Lineage: Eukaryota; Metazoa; Priapulida; Priapulimorpha; Priapulimorphida; Priapulidae.